Molecule: messenger RNA, 2688 nt
Organism: Hipposideros armiger (great roundleaf bat)
Lineage: Eukaryota; Metazoa; Chordata; Mammalia; Chiroptera; Hipposideridae
Gene: LHX5
Product: LIM homeobox 5
Exons: 5
Coding region: 570-1778 (402 amino acids)
Biological process (GO): neuron differentiation; regulation of transcription by RNA polymerase II
Cellular component (GO): nucleus
Molecular function (GO): DNA-binding transcription factor activity, RNA polymerase II-specific; zinc ion binding; RNA polymerase II transcription regulatory region sequence-specific DNA binding
Source: RefSeq, a predicted model, not a curated record
AACCAGGUACAAGCUAAUACUCAACAAUACUGAUGCCUUGUUUUUUUUGCUCUGUCCAGACCGCAACGCUGUAGCCAAUUUAGAUAUGCUAUAAAUUUAAGAGGUUGCCAUGGCCACCGCGCGCCCAUUGGCCGCCAGGCCCCCUACGUGCCGCGCCACGUCACCAAAUCUGAAUAAGGAUGCGCGAAUUAGGCGGCGGCCAGACAAAGAUGAGGAUCGGGACCGCUUGAAAGUGGGGGAAAGUGCCGGCGCCUCCGCCACCGGGGAAAGCCGCUCUGCAGCGCCGAGGCCAGCAGCCACCCAAGACACCUGGGGGAGCUCGGAACCAGCGCUGGGGUGCGCGGCCCAGGGCAUGAGGCCGUGAACGCCACCACUCCCCACCGCACCCCAGGCGGCCCAGCGCCAGGCCAGCGAUCACCCAAGGACUUGACCGGCUGAGUCUUGGUCCGGACCGGACUCGCCCGGCGACUGCCGAGAGAAGAGGCAGAGCCCAGCGGCGGGGCCGAGGGGCCCGAGGGCCGGGGGCCCAAAGGGAGGGAAGGCGGCCCGAGCCGCCGGGGUGCGGGGCUAUGAUGGUGCACUGUGCCGGUUGCGAGCGGCCCAUCCUCGACCGCUUUCUGCUGAACGUGCUGGACCGCGCGUGGCACAUCAAAUGCGUUCAGUGCUGCGAGUGCAAGACCAACCUCUCGGAGAAGUGCUUCUCGCGCGAGGGCAAGCUCUACUGCAAAAAUGACUUCUUCAGGCGCUUCGGCACGAAGUGUGCAGGCUGUGCGCAAGGCAUCUCGCCCAGCGACCUGGUACGUAAGGCCCGCAGCAAAGUCUUCCACCUCAACUGCUUCACCUGCAUGGUAUGCAACAAGCAGCUGUCCACCGGCGAGGAGCUCUACGUCAUCGAUGAGAACAAGUUCGUGUGCAAGGAUGACUACCUGAGCUCAUCCAGCCUCAAGGAGGGCAGCCUCAACUCAGUGUCAUCCUGUACGGAUCGCAGUUUGUCCCCGGACCUCCAGGACCCACUUCAGGACGAUCCCAAGGAGACGGACAACUCCACGUCGUCGGACAAGGAGACAGCCAAUAACGAGAACGAGGAGCAGAACUCCGGCACCAAGCGGCGGGGCCCGCGCACCACCAUCAAAGCCAAGCAGCUGGAGACGCUUAAGGCCGCCUUCGCCGCCACGCCCAAGCCCACGCGCCACAUCCGCGAGCAGCUGGCGCAGGAGACCGGCCUCAACAUGCGCGUCAUUCAGGUGUGGUUCCAGAACCGACGGUCCAAAGAACGCCGGAUGAAACAGCUGAGCGCACUGGGCGCCCGGAGACACGCCUUCUUCCGGAGUCCCCGGCGCAUGCGUCCGCUGGGCGGCCGCUUGGACGAGUCUGAAAUGUUGGGGUCCACUCCAUACACCUACUACGGAGACUACCAAGGCGACUACUAUGCUCCAGGAGGCAACUAUGACUUCUUCACACACGGCCCCCCAUCGCAGGCGCAGUCCCCGGCUGACUCCAGCUUCCUGGCCGCCUCGGGGCCCGGCUCGACGCCGCUGGGCGCGCUGGAGCCACCGCUCGCCGGGCCGCACACCGCCGACAACCCCAGGUUCACCGAUAUGAUCUCCCACCCGGACACGCCGAGCCCGGAGCCUGGCCUGCCUGGCGCCCUGCACCCCCUGCCGGGCGAGGUGUUCAGCGGGGGGCCCAGCCCGCCCUUCCCCAUGAGCGGUGCCAGCGGCUACAGCGGACCCCUGUCGCACCCCAACCCCGAGCUCAACGAGGCCGCCGUGUGGUAAGGCCGCCAGGCCAGAUCUCCCGCCUGGACGCAGCCUCCCCAAACCAAAACGCCCGACUCAGCUGCGGCCUGGGGCUCCCUCACGGGUUCUCUCUCGGGUCCGCACUCAACCGGCAGCUGCUCCUCGGCUGGGCGCGGAGAGGGACCGACCCCCAUCUCCACCCCGCCGGCUCUCCAGGACCCCCAGCCCUCCACCAGCGCUCUCCUGGCGGCCGCGAGCCAUUUCUUGGGACCAAAGUCAAUACUGCAGAGGGUCAAGAGAUUUCAAGCACGCUCUAGACUUCCCCCCGAGCCCCCACCCACCACCUCUUUGGACCAAGAGAAGGUUGAGGCCAAGGGGCAGAGAUGAUUUCCGCCCCCCCCCUCUCCUCUGCAAUCCGAGUCGCAUUUUGUAAUCUUAUUUCUCACUCUGCUUUCCCCGUCUUUCAAACACGAUGAUAAGAAAAAGAGAGUGAAGGGACAGAGAGGAAAGGGAGCAAAUUGAGGACGCGAGGAGACGGAGAGAAACGCCAGCCUGAGAGAGAGAAGAUGGACAGAGACAGCGAGAGAAAAACACGCUUGAAUGGGGGGUGUCCCUGGAAGAGAAAUCCACCUGCACGUUGGCGCCGCCUCGUGGCCAAUCUUGAGGCUCAAGGUCAGCAUUUCUAGAAAGGUGUGGCGGUCUGGACUUCUCCAGCCUUGGGCCGGACCACCCCCUCUUUCCUUACUUGGACAUUUAUUUUGAGCCCGGAGGUCCAGGCCAGACUCGAACACUCGCCGACCCUGUUCUCCCACUGGGCAAGGCGCCAAGAUUUCUGGGCUCUGGCUCACAGACCACCCUCCCUGCCUGGGGCCUGGAGGCUGGGUCGUCAGGAUGUACAGUAUUAUACUUUUUUGGAAGUUGAACGCUUCUAGUUUCCUUAUUUUGUAUA